UUUCCCUCACUACGACGGAAAGCCCAGCAGGAAUAUUCUGAGUAGCAGUAUUUUUGAUAGAAAUCAAAGAAAAGAAAAUGGAUUGUGUCUAUUUCCCGGAUAUUUUCAGCAUAACAUCAGUUGCAUACAGAACAGUUGAUGUGUUUGCUACUAUUAGCGAGACCCUAGAGGUCAGCUUCAAUUCGGAAACAGCUGAGUUCCCCAGACAUCAAGUAAUAAGUAUCAUGCAGAAAAUGGUAGAAUACAGACAGAAUAUGGAGUUUCCUGAAAUAAAUAAGAUGUUUUAUUUACUGUCUGAGAUGGUAUUGGGUGUUGUUGGGACACACGAGACCACUAACUAUAUAAGAAAGAAGUCCGUUGCUGAAAGAAUUCAGAACAAGUUCAAAACCCUGGUUACAUCAUCUGACAGUAUUCUGCCUAUUCCUACAUUUGAUCAGAUAAAAACCGAGGAAUACUAUUCAAAGAUCAAUAAAAUGAAUAAACUAAUGAGAGCCCAUACUUACAUUUAUAAAGAGCUACAAAGACAACAAGAGAUGUGUUGGAUUGCUGACAGUAAGGUUCAGAAGUACGACUUAUGCCUGACGACAGCCAAGAUAUCGCGGAACCACCUCGCGGACAAACUAUCUAUUAAAAACCUGAAAGUUCGAGAUGACAGCAUCAAACAAUUACAGAAUAUAUUAAAUGAUAAAAAGCAGAAAGCAGCAGAAACAGCCAGGAGAUACCACACUUUGCUAAAGAAAGAGAACAUGACCAGAAAUACUCUUAGAUUGCUUGAACGUGACCUAUUGGACGACAUCAUAUUCAAUUUAACAGAUCGGAUACACAGUGGAUUGUUGUCUGUGAAACAUAUUUUAGCAACACACACUAACAAACUCUAUGAAAUACUACCUCACAUUGACGACUUUGACUGCAGAUUGGCUGCAGAAUCAAUUAUAGAGAAACUAAGCUCCAAAUACCAGUUUAGUUCACCACAGGAAUUUCACACUGCAAAUGGAUCAAACGUCAAGCUUCCAGAUGUACAAUAUAUUAACUACAAAGCAGACAAACAAAUGAUAACAGAGGAACAAGCAUUUGAGCCGACAAAAGAACAACGCAAUAAUAAUAACGUCAGUUGCCAAGACAACCAGUACAACUUCUUAAGAAACGUAUAUGUGAAGACAAAAGACUUGUCAAAGGGAACAAAUGAGUGCUUCAUCAAACUCGAAGAAGGAAUGAUCAUUAAAUUGAAAGUUGUAACAGACGAGUCAGAAGUUGCCUUUGGAUGGUACAAGUCAAACCCUUGGAGUCAAAAGAAAUGGGGAUUCUUUUGUAAAUCUACGGAAAGCAUGAAUUUAACAUAAACACUGAAGAGAUAUGGACCUAAUUUGAUAGUUUUUAAAAGAACUACGACUACCAUUGACUUUGAUCAUGUUUUAAUUAAUAUUGAGCUGUGGAAUAUACAUGUGUUUAUGUGUCGAUCUGUGUGCUUGAGAGAGGAUAGUCUGUGUGACGGUGUAUGUGUGAGUAAAUAUUGUGAAAGGGUGUUUAUAAUUAUGUGUGCGAUAUGGGAGAAAGCGAGGGUUGAUGUAUUUGUUUUGUGAUGUAUG
Molecule: messenger RNA, 1586 nt
Organism: Mytilus trossulus (common blue mussel)
Lineage: Eukaryota; Metazoa; Mollusca; Bivalvia; Mytilida; Mytilidae
Exons: 10
Coding region: 78-1340 (420 amino acids)
Source: RefSeq, a predicted model, not a curated record